AUUGGUUUUAUUCAUUAAUAGAUAUCUAUCAUCACAUACAGUACCAUAACAGCAAUCUAAAUUUUAAAUCCUCAUCCCCCCCCCUUUAAAGUUACUAAAAAAAAGAUAAUCAAAGUAAACUAAGCAAUACAAUCAAAUACAGCCGACUCUCGAUAAUUCAAACAUUCGAUAAUUCAAAACUCUUGGUAAUUCGAACGAAAAGGCCGGCCCCUCGAAAAACUCUUGCUAUUUCGAAAUUUUUCAAUGCAUUUUGAUACACUUGGUAUUUCGAACUUACCGCAGAGGACAGACUAAUUUUGAACACGCAGUAAUUCGAAGUCUUGUCGGCGGAACUCUCUAUAAUUCGAAAUGACGUAAACGAAUUGAGGUUAGGCCGAUACAGAACACGCAGUAAUUCGAAGUUCACUCGACAGAACUCUUUGUAAUUCAAAUUGAGAGUCGGCCGGUGGGAAACACGCAUUUCAACUUAUUCCUGUCAUAACAAGAAACUUUGCAUCCUGUGUCCCAGAGCAUACUCUUUGCAGUGUUGGUUAUGUUUGCGCCGUGUUGUGUGGAAGUCGUGUUUGUUGUGUGUAAGAAGUGUUUGUCGUGAUGGCUACUAAGCAAAAAUAUAAAUGUCUUUCUCUUUCGGAAAAGAAAGAAGUAAUCGCGGCGGUAGAAAGUGGUAAAGCGAAGUCGGAAGUUGCAAAAACAUUUCAAAUCCCUGCGAGUACCUUGUCUACCAUUCUAAAAAAUAAACAAAAAAUAGUUGAAGUGAGUUCCGUAGCAGGAAGAAAAAGAACGACAAAAGGUGAAUAUCCUAGAUUAGAAGACUGUUUAGUCACAUGGCUUAGACAGUGUAGAGAUAAAAAUGUUCCUGUUGGAGGUUCGCUUUUAAAAGAAAAGGCAAAGGCAUAUGCUAAAGAGCUUGACAUCCCCAGCUUUGCAGCAAGCGAAGGCUGGUUGACUAAUUUCAAAAAACGUAAUGAUAUAUUUUUUAAAAAGGUUUGUGGGGAAAGCACUAGCAUUAGCGACAGUGUGUGUUCCGAUUGGCGUGCAGAGUUGUCCAGCUUAACAGAAAGUUAUGAACCACACAACAUUUUUAACACCGACGUGACCGGCUUAUUCUUUAAUUGCAUGCCGGACAAGACAUUUACAUUUAAAGACGAGAAAUGCCACGGAGGGAAACAUAGUAAGGAAAGGUUAACUCUUCUGUUGACUGUUAACAUGGAUGGUUCCGAAAAAUUGAAGCCCCUCCUCAUCGGGAAAGCAGCAAAACCUAGGUGUUUUAAAGGUAUCCAGUCAUUUCCCGUAACCUACCGCUCGAACAAAAAGGCGUGGAUGACAACGGAGUUGUUUAACGAGUGGUUAAAUUCAUUGAACAGCGACAUGAAAAAGCAAAAUCGUGAAAUCCUCUUAUUCCUUGAUAACUGCUCAGUUCAUAACAACCCUCCAAAUCUCUCGAAUGUGAAACUUCACUUUUUUCCACCAAAUACAACAUCCAAGUUGCAGCCUCUAGACCAAGGCAUAAUUCAAAACUUCAAAGCAUUUUACAGACAUGAAAUAGUCAAGAUUGUACUGGAUUGA
Molecule: messenger RNA, 1566 nt
Organism: Homalodisca vitripennis (glassy-winged sharpshooter)
Lineage: Eukaryota; Metazoa; Arthropoda; Insecta; Hemiptera; Cicadellidae
Product: tigger transposable element-derived protein 6-like
Exons: 1
Coding region: 592-1566 (324 amino acids)
Cellular component (GO): nucleus
Molecular function (GO): DNA binding
Source: RefSeq, a predicted model, not a curated record